Messenger RNA from Neodiprion virginianus, 4031 nucleotides. Its product is annotated as growth/differentiation factor 8-like. Bases 1292 to 2509 code for a protein of 405 amino acids. Gene Ontology annotation, molecular function: growth factor activity; cytokine activity. The transcript is spliced from 4 exons. Gene Ontology annotation, cellular component: extracellular region. NCBI's taxonomy places the organism in Eukaryota, Metazoa, Arthropoda, Insecta, Hymenoptera, Diprionidae. The record is from RefSeq and is a predicted model, not a curated record. Gene Ontology annotation, biological process: SMAD protein signal transduction.
UUUUUUUUUCAAUUCUCAUAUGUUUGGUUACGUUUUUGUUUUCUCUCUCUCCGACGCGCAUGUGAAUUAGAACCUUGUGUGCAACAAUUUGUUACAACGGUCGUAGAACAAGAUAGAAAAAAAAAAAUCCAAACAAUAACAAUAACCGUGCAAUAAUUCUCGCAUUGAGAACGACAUCGUCGCACCAAGCUCGUCGUCAAAUGAAAUAUUAACCGCGCUCCAAAUUGUAUUAUUCAUACAUACUGCGUUGGAAAGUUAUCGUGUGCAUUUAGCACGUCGUCGGUUUAAAAGUUACUGCAGCAGUUAGCUGGUACCAUACCCGAAUCGCGGAUGUUCCUCGAUUGACGUAUCCCCUGGUAGGGAUCAGUGUAUGUAUAAUAAACUGCUGUUUACUUGGCAUUGUUCGUCACCGUUUCGACCAUCUGACGACCGAAUUACCACGGUUUUGCAUACCGACAAUUAUCAACCGUUACCCGUCAAUCUUCUGGUGUACUGUUGAAUAAUUGGAAGAAAAGCUGCGGAAGAGAGAAAAAAAAAUAAAAAAUUCUUCGAUACACGAAAUAACCAAGGAAUAUUACAACAAGAGGGAAGGAUAAUCGAAUUGUGUUGUGAAUCAAAGAAACGCGGCAACACCUGUUAAAAUCAAUUUUAAAAACGUGUACAAAUACGAACUUCGUUUAUUAUAACCAAUCUCCUAAGACGUAUUGACGAUUGUUAGAAAAAAAAAAUAAAUAAAUAAAAUCAAAAAACAAUAAGAAUGUUCUGCAGCAUCGUUCAUCCUUGGAUUGGAAAACCAGUUUCGGUGGGUUUAACUAAUCGUACGUACGUGUCAGUUUGAGAAAAACGAAUCCGAAAAGGAACUAAAACUAAACGUAACCGCAAAUUUAACGAAACAAGCGGAGCGGAGUUUGAAAGGAGGAACAUUGUGAGAAUUGAAGAAACGCGAUAAGGAAGAAGCAAGAAAGAAAAAGUAAGGUAAAAAUUGUUGGACACUCGAAAUCGGGCCAAAGUCCAUACUCCACGCACCCGCGUGCCGUCCCGUAGUCGUAAACGAUGCAGUAACCCGUCCGAUUAUGCGAUGGUCUAACGUGAAUGCAUGUUGUACUCUGCACGGUCGUUUCGUAGGUGUGAUAAAAGACUAUACGAUAUCGUUGCUGAUCGAAAGAAUAUAUUAUCAAGGUAACCAAGUACAGGAGUAAAGGGAGAAACGAUAAACGAUAAAAAAUUUUUUUUAAUUUUAAUAAAAAUUGUGCAUCAUCGAGGUGAAGGAGGAACUGUGGGAACAUUUAAAAUGACGAGGUUACUGGUCCUGUGUUUGGUGCUGCUUGGGGCAUUGGACGGCAUAAGUCUAAGCCGAAACGCGGUCAGGAAGACGACACUGGUUGCGCAGGCGGCAGGGGGUAGCUGCAACGCGUGUCGGAUGCACGAGGAUCUGCGUGCGCUGAGUCUGCAGGCGAUAAAGGAGCAGAUACUCUCGAAGCUGGGGUUGAAGCAGGCGCCGAACAUGACCGGGCGCCCCUUGCCGAAGAUACCGCCAAUAUCGAGGCUGAUGGACCUUUACGGCAUACAGUCGGACCAGCCGGUGGACCAGGUUGAGCCCGGGCUUACGAGGCACGAGGAGGUCGACGAGUACGCGGCGAAGACCGAGAACGUCAUCGCCCUGGCUCAACCCCAUCCGCGGCUGCGACACGCCAAGGGGAACCUGGACGUCCUGUACUUCAAAUUCUCGGACAAGAUAGUCCAGCACCGAGUUCGGGAAGCCAAGCUCUCGCUUUGGGUCUGGGGCAGCGACCACGAGAGUCCCGAUCGCGAGGUAAUCAGGUCCGGGUUCCAGCAGGAGAACGCGAGGGGUCCGGUCACCGUCACGCUCCAGAGGAUCCUGAAGGGGAGCUCGGAAAACGGGGGGCCGCUUCUGGGCCCGCAGUUGACGACAAAGCACCCGCGACCCGAGAGGAACGGCGACUGGAUAGUCAUAGACGUUAAGAGGAUGGUGGCCCUGUGGUUCAAACACCCCCGCGACAACCUCGGGGUGGCGAUAAAGCUCCAGGCCGGUUCGACCGGGCACAGAAGGGCCGCCAACUCCAAGCUGAUCGAGCUCGAUCCGGACGCCGAACACACGCCUUACCUCGAUGUAGAGAUCGAGGACCUCGACUCGAGGCGGAGCGGCAGGAUCAAGAGGACCGUUGGACUAAACUGCGACGAGGCGAGUCAGGAGUCGCGUUGCUGCCGCUACAAGCUUACCGUCGAUUUCGAGAAGUUUGGGUGGGACUGGAUCAUCGCGCCUAAAAGAUACGAUGCCAACUAUUGUUCCGGCGAUUGUCCGUUGGCAUUUUUGACGGAAUACCCAAACACGCACAUAGUGAGCUUGGCCGAGCCACCGCACAACUCCGGACCAUGUUGCACAGCGCGUAGAAUGUCGCAAAUCUCGAUGCUAUACUUCGACAGCGAGUACCAAAUAGUGUUCACUAAAAUACCGGGGAUGGUCGUCGAACGUUGUGGAUGUUCCUAGUCAAUUUCUACCGAAUCGAUGCAUCCGAAUUGUGCGAAUAAUAAUAUAUGUAGGUAAAAAGAAGAAGAAGAAGAAGAUGCAAAACAUGAAAAACAGUAGAAACGGAGAAUUAAUCAUUGAGGGGACCGGCAGUCCGAAGGGAAAGGAUUCCACUGCAGGGGUAAAGGUCACGUUUUACCGAAUCCCAUGGAUUGGUAUACCUGGUAGAUGAUCUUUCUCGAGGCCUGAACGUCGCGACCUUAUGCAGUGCAACUCUACGAAAAUAUUAACGUGGCUGAUGCCUUUAUAUUACGGUUUACAAUCUGUAAACGACUCACGUUGGAAUACUCGAACUACGGGUGUUUCCGCUGAAUUGAAGUGUCUGUCUAACAACGCUAUACGUGUGUACUUUUUGCGAGUAAAACAUUAAUAUUAAAAAUCAUUGGACAUCAUAAUUUACGAAGGUGAAUGACGCGAAUGAAACGCUUAAUUUAAGACUCUUUAUAAUGCAAUAAGUAGGUAUAGCAUGUAUAGAUGUUAUGACGAGAUAUCAAUUCAACUCAACUAAAACUGAAAUAAACAAAUAUAUACAUACGUACAUACAUACAUACGUACAGUAUAUAUAUAUAUAUAUAUAUAUAUAUAUAUACAUGUGCAUAUGUACGUGUGUAUAUAGGUUAUACAAAUAAAUUUUUUGUACAAGCAGAUCUAUCGAUAGUUUUAACAUAUUACUAUACAUACCAUAAUGGCAUAAUAUGUAUACAAUAAUGAUAUUAUUACACAUGUAUGUACCUAUAUAGACGAUGCACUCGUACCUACUCGCCCAUAUAAAUACGUAUACUAUACUAUAUAUAUACACCUAUACAUAUAGAAAGUAUAUAUAAAGUUCGGGCAACUAAUGGUGAAUAUUAAGUUCCUAUUAUAGCGUCCCGAUGUUAUUAAAAAAAAAAAAAAAAUAAUAAUUACACCAGAGUUUCGUUCAACUCUGAAGAGGAAUAUUUUUCUCUUUUCCUCUUUCCUUUUUUUUUCACGACACUGACAGACGAUUCACGCGCAAAAAUUAUGUACACUCGAUUUUACAAUCAUAUACACAUACCUAUAUAUAUAUACACUAAAACCCUCGACAAUUUUGUUAUUCGUUGAUUUCAAUCAAUUAUUUUCAUUGAAGCCCAUUUUCAUUAUAUAUCGCCAUGUAGAUUCGUUGUCAACGUUUUUAGGGACAAAUCAUUACACAGACUUAUCACACACGCCACACAAAUUCAUUAAUUUUCUAAUGAAAAUUCUAAAGCUUUCGGUAAAAAAAUUUUGAAAGAGAAAGCCGGAAUGAAGAUCAAAUCGCAAGCCUAAUCGUAAAAUUUUAUAUUAUUUAUUCAUGAAGGAAAUCGAUUUCAUUGGGAUGAAUUUUUUUUCCCGAGAUUCAUCGUUCUUAGAUUGGGAAGCAUCACCCAAGAAAUUUAUUACAUACCUAUGUACAGAUUUGGAGAAAUAUGGAAAAGAGUAAGGCAAAAAAAAAAAAAAGAAAUCAAACCCGGCAAUAAUAAUA